Molecule: messenger RNA, 2598 nt
Organism: Rhodamnia argentea
Lineage: Eukaryota; Viridiplantae; Streptophyta; Magnoliopsida; Myrtales; Myrtaceae
Product: putative adenylate cyclase regulatory protein
Exons: 2
Coding region: 1-2598 (865 amino acids)
Molecular function (GO): protein binding
Source: RefSeq, a predicted model, not a curated record
AUGGCGAAGAAGCUCAAAUUUCUCAACCUUACAUAUUGUCAAUACUUGGAAAAUAUGGACUUCCUCUCAGCUUUUGAGAAUUUAGAGGUUUUGAUCCUCAACGAUUGUUCGAGACUGCAGCAAGUCAACUCUUCGAUUGGAGAAGUGAAGGACCUCGUUUGCUUGGAGUUGAGGCGCUGUUGGAGCCUCACGAAGCUUCCGGAAGAAAUAGGUAAAUUAAAAAAACUGGAGCAACUCCUCCUAGAAUACACUCCAAAACUUUCUGCAUUACCGGAAAGCAUAGGGUCUUUGGAGAAUCUAGAAAUUCUAAAUAUUGCAGGCAGUGGUAUAAAAGAAUUACCCAACGAUAUUGGGAGGCUGAAAAAUCUUCGAGAAUUACAUGCUGAUAGAUGCAAAAAAUUGGGAGGAAAACUUCCAGAAAGCAUGGGAUCUUUGCGGAAUCUAGAAAUUCUAAAUAUUGCUUACAACGAUAUAGAAGAAUUACCCAACGAUAUUGGAAGGCUGAGAAAUCUUCGAGAAUUACAUGCUAAAAUAUGCAAAAAAUUGGGAGGAAAACUUCCAGAAAGCAUAGGGUCUUUGGAGAAUCUAGAAAUUCUAGAUAUUUCUUUUAGUGGUAUAAGAAAAUUACCAAACAGUAUCGGGAGGCUGAAAAAGCUCCGACAUUUAGAUGCUUCAUGGUGCCGUGAACUGGGAGGGGAAAUGCCGGAAAGCAUGGGGUCUUUGGAGAAUCUAGAAAUUCUAGAUAUUUCUUCGAGUGGUAUAAGAAAAUUACCAAACAGUCUCGGGAGGCCGAGAAAGCUCCGAGAAUUACGUGCUGGUGGAUGCCAAGAAUUGGGAGGGGAAAUGCCGGAAAGCAUAGGAUCUUUGGAGAAUCUAGAAAUUCUAGAUAUUUCUUGGAGUGGUAUAAGAAAAUUACCAAACAGUAUUGGGAGGCCGAGAAAGCUCCGAGAGUUGCGUGCUUCAUGGUGCCAUGAACUAGGAGGGGAAAUGCCAGAAAGCAUGGGGUCUUUGGAGAAUCUAGAAAUUCUAGAUAUUUCUUCGAGUGGUAUAAGAAAAUUACCAAACAGUAUCGGGAGACCGAGAAAGCUUCGAGAGUUGCGUGCUUCACGGUGCCGUGAACUAGGAGGGGAAAUGCCAGAAAGCAUGGGGUCUUUGGAGAAUCUAGAAAUUCUAGAUAUUUCUACAACCGGUAUAGAAGAAUUGCCCGGAGGUAUUGGGAGGCCGAGAAAGCUCCGAGAAUUACAUGCUGGUGGAUGCGAAAAUCUGAAAGGGGAAUUGUCAGAAAGCAUGUGCAAUCUUUCAUCCCCGCAACACCUCGAUUUUUCUUUCUGUAUAGAGCUCCAAUCGCUGCCGGACCUUCCUUCCAGCUUAACACAUUUGUGCAUCACCCGUCAAAGUCGCAAAUUGCCUUCACUCUCCCACCUAACCCGUCUCAAGGAGCUAGAAGUCGAUUCUUGUCAUUUUCUCGAGUGCAUCCAGGAGCUUCCAUCAACACUACUAAAGAAUUCAGAAUGUUCCCAACCGACAGGUGUUGAAGAAUCGGAAUUACCACAAUCCCUAAACACUCCCUUCAAGUUGGAAGACUUGGAAGUCACUUUUUGUGAAUCUAUUAAAAUACUGGACGUUUCACAGUUUAUCCAUCUAAGGACAUUAUCUGUCUAUCGUUGCUGGAAUUUACUUGAAGUUCGAGGUCUUGAUAGAUUGAAAUAUUUGGAACGCUUGACUAUCACGUUCCGCAAUUCGAGGCCGGACCUCCCACGGUUCGGAGGUCUGAAGGAAUUGGAUGUUGAUGAUUGCAAAAAUUUAGUCGAAAUUCAAGGUCUCGAUACGUUGAUGUUCUUGGAAGAGCUGAGCAUCUCCGAGUGCGCUUCAAUUGAAAGACUGCUUCUUCCAAAAUCCGGGAGUUUGAAGAUAUUGGAGGCUACAUCGUGCAUGAAAUUAGCCAAAAUUGAUGGCCUUGAUGGGCUGGAGUUCUUAGAAAAGUUGGAUCUCACUGGGUGCACUUCAAUUGAAAGGUUACCAAUUUUAUGUUGCUCUGACACCUUGAGAUGGUUGAGUAUCAAUGGCUGUGACAUGCUUCGUGAUAUUCAGAGCUUAGGGGAAUUCCCAUCCUGCGAAAGUUUAUGGAUUGAAGAUUGCCAGUCCUUAGCAGAAUUACCAAACUUGUCAAAUUUUCUUAAUUUACGAAAAUUGUUCCUGUCAAACUGUCAUGAACUUCGGGAGAUCCCGGGGCUUGAGAAGUCGAUAUCUCUAGAACGUAUUGCUAUCUCAGGAUGUUCCUCGAUCGAGAUCUUACCGGAUUUGUCGUCGUGUACCCGCUUGAUAAGUCUGAUUGUGCAAGAUUGCGAGAAAUUGACUGAGAUUCGAGGGCUCGAGAAACUGGAGCAGCUAGCGGAACUGGAUAUUUCUGGAUGCAAGUCACUUAAAACAAUUCCACAGUUGUCUGGAAGGCAGCUUUAUCAGCAUUACGAGAAAAAGCCAUUUGACUCAGAUGAUCCUAGAGUGAUACAAUUUGGAUUUUCGUAUGUUGACUCGGAUGAGUCAGAUUGCUCGGAUGACUCGGAUGAGUCGGAUUGCUCGGAUGACUCGGAAAGCUAG